AGUAUGAGUAAUAGACUUUGACUGAAAAUAGAUUUUUACAGCUCCUCGUCAGGAAGGAUGAUGGUAAUGGAGUGUGUGUAGGAGGGGGGUACUUACCUACAGUAAAAUAAGGAUGUAAAUGAGGGGACAAUUGAAAGAAGGUCGCUCCCACUCUACUCACCCUUCCCAUUCAGCUCACGAUGCGUUGAUGACGUCAAAGGCGCCUUUAAAAAAGAUACAGGACCACGCGUAGAGGCGCACUUUCACGUGAAACCGCGCGCGUGGAUUACACUGCAGCGUGGAGAUAAUGCACAAAAACAUGAUUGUGGGAUGAAGGAGUAAAUUGUCGAUUGCGAGAGAAAGGGAAAAUGUAGAUGGGAAGUAACAGGUGGGAUUGUGAGGCAUCACCCUCUUCACAACGAGCCGUGCAAUUGAAAAGGAAUGCGCGGAGAACGCUUGUAAACUCAGCUAAAGUGCAGCCAAGCUCUCAUGCAUGGACGCCAGGAUGUUCUCGGGCCAGGCGGCUCUCAACUUCAGCAGCUUUAUGAGCGACGACCCGGAGCUGACGGAGCCGCCCGCUGAGGUCGAGGCGCGCCUGUCGUCCACGGGCUUUGCGGUGCUCUCCGUGGUGCUGGGCUUCAUUAUGACGUUCGGCUUUCUUAACAACCUGGUGGUGCUGCUGCUCUUCUGUAAGUUCAAAAAGCUGCGCACACCCGUCAACAUGCUGCUUCUUAAUAUCAGCGUGAGCGACAUGCUGGUGUGCGUGUUCGGCACCACGCUCAGCUUUGCCUCCAGCAUCCACGGACGCUGGCUGCUCGGCUCCGGUGGAUGCAGCUGGUACGGAUUCAUCAACUCCUGCUUCGGUAUCGUGUCACUGAUUUCCCUGGUGAUCCUCUCUUACGACCGCUACAGCACUCUGACAGUGUACAAUAAGCGCGGUCCCGACUACCGCAAGCCCCUGUUGGCUGUCGGAGGAUCGUGGCUCUACUCUUUGUUCUGGACGGUGCCGCCGCUCUUGGGCUGGAGCAGCUAUGGUGAGGAAGGAGCCGGAACCAGCUGCUCAGUGUCUUGGACGGUCCAGACGACCCAGUCGCACGCCUACAUCAUCUGCCUCUUCAUCUUCUGUCUGGGGCUGCCUGUGCUGGUCAUGAUCUACUGCUAUGGCAGGCUACUAUGGGCUGUCAAACAGACACAGGUGGGUAAGAUCCGCAAGACGGCAGCUCGAAGGAGGGAGUACCACAUUCUCUUCAUGGUGCUGACGACAGCUGCGUGCUACCUACUGUGUUGGAUGCCCUAUGGCGUGGUGGCCAUGAUGGCAACAUUUGGUCCACCUAACAUCAUCAGUCCCGUAGCCAGCGUGGUGCCAUCCCUACUGGCCAAGAGCAGCACUGUUAUCAACCCGCUGAUCUACAUUCUUAUGAACAAACAGUUUUACAGAUGUUUCCUGAUCCUGUUCCACUGCGACAACUGGUCGGGGAAGAACGGCAACACCUCCAUGCAGUCCAAAACCACUGUCAUCCAGCUAAACCGACGGAUCUCGAGCAACACGGUGGCCUGCGCCGCUGUUUCUAGCGACGCGUUCAAAACAAGCGGAACGCCGGCCGUCAAGCUGACCACGCCGCCUGAGGUCAUCACCUGAAACUACCAAGAAGCACAACGAAGUCGUAUUGUUUCAGAUGGGAAGUUGUGAUUACAAAGUGGACUGCAGUGGAAUACGGACGAAAGGGAAUUGGAUUGAUAUAACAUACUGUAUUUUCCAUGUGAGCUAAAUGUUUGUACAAAGAUUUAUUUUGUGUCCCAUGACUUAUGCAUUUUCUUAUUUGUGCUUGAUGUGCUAAAUGUAAAACAAGAAAAAUACACAUGCUCAGUAUUCACAACAUGAUCUCAGUGUCGUUUUAGGAUAUGAAAGCUAGGUUUGGACUGAUUCAGGGGCGGAAAUUAGGAGGGUGCUGGAGGUGCGACCGCACCCGGCCCUCUAAGACUACGUUCAUACUACAGGUCUUAAUGCACGAAUUCGAUAUUUUCGUGUUUUUCCGAUUCGAGUGAGGCAUUAACUUGACGGUCUGAACGUGACAAGUCGCAUAGAAGUGGACCAUUUCAAAUCCGAUCUGGGUCACUUUCGUAUGUGGUUCAAAUCCGAUCUGGGCCACAUUUUUCCAGACUGUCGCGGCGGUCUGUACUGUCCAGUCUCUCAGAUCGAAAUUCAUGCAGCAGUUACGUCAUCAAAAAAGCGAGAGAGAAGCUAUGGUAGCUUUGCAGCUGUGCGUUAUUAGCGCCUAGCUUGCCUUGAACACUGCUUUUUAAGGAAGGGUCGGAAUUGACAACAGUCAUAAAAAAAUUAAAAUGGGUUGAGGAUAAGCCUGAGAGUGAUCGGUUUUCUGUCUGCUCCAUUUAACCCAGGGGUUCCCAUCUGCCGGGGUCCGUGGCGCAUUUGCUACCGGGCCGCACUGAAAUAAUAAUUUAAUAACGACCACAUUCUGGCAGAAUUAACCCGUGUGCCCCUGUUUAACACCCCAAUAUCCCUGCCUACUCUAGAUAUAAUACUACGGAAUAGAUUAGAAUGUUGUCAUAGAAAUUCAUUGAUUGGACUGCUAGCAGUACAUCUUGUUUGUGUAUAUAAUAUAUCUAUGUGCGCUUGUCCAAUGUCCUCAAUAAUAACGUAUUGCUAGGCCGUGGGCGCAGCACAUUUGUUCCAGGAAAUAAUUAGCCCCCACACGAGCGAAGAUGAUUGGAAAACAGACGUCUUUGGAGAUAUUUUUACGGCGAAAAGGGCACCUGAUGAGCCUAAAACCUCGAAGACCCACGAACUGCGAAGGAGUGAAUUCGUGACCCGUUUGUGAAUAAACGGAGUGAUUCAAGCAUGUCUGUGCAACAGUAAGAUCAAAUUGUAGAGAUCGCAACUGACGGCGACCUUAUUAAACGUACAUUUGAGACAACAACUCUACCGAGGUUCUGGAUUAGAGUCAUUCUGGAAUAUCCUGACAUCGCUACAAGAACAUUGAAAGCCUUGCUACAAUUUCCAACAUCGUAUCUUUGUGAAGCGGGCUUCUUAAUGAAUGUUUAACGACAAAGCGAAGGUGAGAGCGGUGUGAAGUGAAGGAUGUUUCUGAGGAGAACUUUUCUACAAGUCCUUCCAUGAUCAAACGUAAGUUAAUAUUCCUUUCUUUCAAGAAAGUUUGUAGUGUUUACUUUGGAAUCGCUGCAUUUGCGCAUUUUGCGGCUAUGGUUAACGCAGAGGUUGCGCUAGACUUUUUCGUUGUCUGUCAUUUUGACUGACAGGGUCAUAAAAAUCCGGUCAUAAUCUAUUUUUCCCCGUCCUUUAAAUUUUUAAAACGAUGAUAAUGACAUUGUGGUGACCCUUUGUUUGGCGUAAUUCACCUUCCGUACUUGUGUGUCCAUUUGGCCGAGCGCGUUAGCGGCUACGACACAGUCACGUGACAGAGACACUUAAGAGCCGCGAGUGUUCCGGCUUGAAUAGAGAAUUCACACUGAGAGCAGCAGAGCCGCAUCGGCUGGACACAGAAAAUUCGAGCUAACAAGACUCUUAACAUUGCAUACCGUUUCAACAUAUUCAAUAGUAUUUAGUUUUCAUUCAUUUUAAAUUAAUAUUCUGUCCGAACAAGCUUAAAAGAGAAUCCACACCGUGCCAUCACACAUCAAGCAGAUGAAUAUGUAACUUUUUCUCCGCAAUGACAAAAGCAGCUGACUGUGGCCCCAGUAGGUAGGUAGCCUACCAUAUGUAGCAUAUGGAACAAUGAAAUUAACAGUUCACCUGCUGUGGCCUGAACGUAGUUUCACACCUUCCUCCUGGUGCGCAUGGACUUGAAUUGCGUGCCCGCUUGUGCAGUCCCUCUUUUUUCACCUCUUUUAUCAACACCAUCGUCGUUUUGGGGCUUUUUGAAGAAACUUUGGACACUCAGUUGCCUUGACAUUUUUCAGAGUAAGGCCAACGACGUCAUGCAUCAAGAGAGACAAUGGCUAAUUAAUAUGCUCACUCGCCACCCUGUGGUCUGGGGUGUGAAUUGCAACCUGUCAAAAUGACGGAUGGACUUCAGUUUUUUUCGUCACAGUUUUAAAAAAAAUCGGUCAACGACGGAAAAUAUUCGGUUAACGCAACCCCUGGUUUAACGUUCCGCGCAUGCGCAGAACCGCAUCGUUGCAAAUUUUUGAUGGGUGGCCAAAUUGUCAGAACACCGGUCCGUGAAAAAAAGACCCAAAUAACACCGGCCCGUGGUGCAAUAAAGGUUGGGGACCCCUGAUUUAACCAAUAUUUCAACAUUGCCUACACAGCCGAGAGUCGGGGCAAACUUCCCGUAUGUGUGUGUGACAUGCAUGGACAGUGCGUGCAUGCUAUGGAUCCAUAUACAUUGAAUAUAAACCUAAACUGGGAUUAUUUAUGUCUGUUAUUUGUGUCCUCUUUUUAAAAAGAAAAAUAUGAUAUCCCUGGAAUGACGGAUGACAGCCAGCAUUUUGGUCAUUUGUUUUGAUGCUUCUGCGCAUGCGGGUCGUCUUGCUCAGCACGUGUUGGACUGCAAAUUAGUGCGCGUGCGUAGUACUUGAAAGGUCUCAAUGGACAAAGGCGGUCUGAACGGGCACGCCAAAAAAACAGAUAUGACAAAAAAUCGGAUUUGUGCAUUAAGACCUGUAGUAGGAACCUAGCCUAAGGGGCCCGGUUUAUUGGCGUAAGGUGGGCGUGGUUGGGCAAGGGGAGGGUCAAACAGAAAGGUAAGAUGGCGCGCGGGGCUGUAAUAUAGUGUUUUAAGUGUUUGACGGUCCACUCGGGGGUCCUGUUUAUAUUCAUCGCACCCGGCCCGUGUUCACAUUUGUUCCGCCACUGGACUGAUUAGUGAUUCACUUCCAAAGUGCAAAACCUACAGCACAUUGAAGGCCUAAGUUGGAAACAAAAAUAAUCUCCAGUGUUUACCGCUCAGCACUUAAAGCAACAUUAUGUAACUUUUCAGUUUUGGUCGAUUUGAGCAACGCCGGUGGACAAAAGCAGUAGUGUUUUGCCUUAAAGUGCGUACGACAUGAGAAAAAAGGCUUAAAUAGGAUUAUUAUGUGAAUUAAAAUCAUAUUUUGAGACGAUUCAACUACAUACAACAAUUUAGCAAAGCGCAGAUGACAAGAAAUUAGUCUUUUAAUCUGCCGAUUAGCAACGCCUACCAUUAUAGGGCUCUAGCGUCCCCAACAGGUGGAUGACGUCAGCGGAGUCACGAUUUCAUCUGAUUUAGUAUGCAGCCCAUUGAGGGGGAAUUAUUCACAACGAUGAAAACGCGAUGAAGAGAGCCGCAAAAUUUCAUUGUUUCAGUCCCUCUACUCCAAUAUUUUUACAUGAUAUUCUUUUUAUCCAAGUAUUUUUCCACAAUAGCUAAAUAAAUGGCUUGAGAAGGACCAGUCAGCCUGUUGAGGGGGAAUUAUUCAGAACGAGGAAAAUGUGACGAAGAGAGCCGCAAAAUGUCAUUGUUUCAGUCACUCUACUCCAAUAUUUUUUUUUACAUGAUAUUCUUUUUAUCCAAGUAUUUUUCCACAAUAGCUAAAUAAAUGGCUUGAGAAGGACCAGUCAGCCCGUUGAGGGGGAAUUAUUCAGAACGAGGAAAACGUGACGAAGAGAGCCGCAAAAUGUCAUUGUUUCAGUCUCUGUACUCCAACAUUUUUACAGGAUAUUAUUUUUAUCCAUGUAUUUUUCCCCAAUAGCCAGAUAAAUGGCAUGGUCGUGACAAAUAACAGUCUUGUGCUAAAUGGAAUAUGAACUAAUAAAAAUGCAUUUAUUCAAGACGUCAUGGCAAAAUUACUCCAUAAUGGUCAAAACUGUCUAUUUCACCUUUACUGUCGCACCUCCCGAACGAUAUUUUAUGUCACCUAAAACGAGCUUAUGUCAUUUCCCUUCCCCGGCUUCGGAGAAUGUAAACAAACCAAGAGGCGUGACAGCUAGCCGACAUGCUAACCCGAAUCGAGUGAUGUUUCAAAGUCUUCGAAGCGGAAAAAUCACACAUAACUAGCCCGGGUCAUUUCACAUGACGACUGGGUUUUUGAUUGUCUUCGCCGAUCGGCAAACCGCCCGGUGGAGAGCAAUUUACAGCUCGUUCCCCUGCUACUACAGACAGGAGAGCUCGCCGGGGAAGCAAGAUAGCUGGACAAUGACCGCUGAACAAACCGGCCGACGUCGAAGGGGCGUGUAGCUGCCAAAUAGUCAUCACGAAUAAGGCAAAAAUUAUGCUCUACUACAUGGCGAAGUUGUCAGUUAUUGUGCAGCUAACGUGCAGCUAAUGUGUAUGAGAGCUUUUUAUAUGCCUAUCCAUGAUCAAACAAGUAGUCCUUUAUUUAAAGAAAGUUUGUAGUGUUUACUUUGUAAUCGCUGUAUUCGCAGCUAUUUUUAACUCAAAGUUGCAAUUUCUGAUCGGUCGGAAAAUUUGACAGAACACCGGCCACUUGAACAGGGGAAUAAGCUGAGUAUAGUUCUCUCCCGGCGGGGGCAUGUGCGACAAGCCGCCGGUCGUCGGCUGAGGGGACAAGGAGCAUGUCACCAAAUGCAAGCCACCUACAUAUUAAAAUGAUCCCAGUAUUUGAAAUAAUACAAAACACGUUGUUUACUCACUUCCUCGUAAGUCCCAUGGUCCCACGGUAGUAGGGCUUAUUUUGGCCAAUAUCCACCGGUGAAUGGGAACCUUUUGAAACCCCAAAAAGUCGCACACGCCUCUCCCUCGUGCAGCAAGAUUUUUCUGCAGCCGUUUGGCUGGCGUGAUGUGAAAAAUAAACGUAUUAAUCCGCAAAAUCAGCUGAAUCCUUAGUCUUUCUCAUACAACAGUACGGCUGUAUAGUGAAGAGGACUCCUUCCUCCGUACACGUCACAGCGCCCUUUUUCUCAACUCAAGACUGUUGCCGGAAGUCACUCAUUUUCAUGGCGCGGGAUUAAAAAAACUAAAUAAAUAUAGCGAUCCCUUCCACACAGUUCCAAGUAUUAUGAAAUAAACAUGUUUUUCGUGUCACAGGCACUUUUAAGGAAGACUGCGUUUCCCAUGAGUACCAGCACCCACCCACGUUGUCGUAAAAUAAUGAAUCAAUCAAAACUCAAUUUCCCGGUCACCUGCAGAUCGAUUACCGUAAUUUUCGGACUAUAUGGCACACCUGACUAUAAGCCGCCACCCAUCAAAUUUGACACAAAAACAAAAUUUGUUCAUACAUAAACUGCACCGGAGUAUAAACUGCAACUGUCCUCACUGUAUUAUGGGAUAUUUACACCCAAAGAUAUUAACCGGUAACACUUUAUUUGACAGAGGUGUCAUAAGACCAAAUGAACCACCAUGAAGCUUUGAACCAAUUGGCUGCAAAGCUUCAUUGCUUCAAGAAGCUUCAUUUGGCCAUCAAUGCUGCCUUGGGCGGGUCAGUCAACCUCUGCUGCCACCUGGUGUCAACGCUGUUGUUGUGCAACAUUCCUCCUAGCAUGCAUUGCAGUGCUAGAGAUUCAUGUUCUGUGCUAAUUAUUUCUUCAGUUACUCGUCCAGUUGUUACAUUAAUUGCUAGUUAUGGUAUAUGGUAACACUUUAUUUGACAGUGGUGCCUUAAGACUGUCAUAUGAACAUCAUACUUACGACAUAACACUGCCAUGAGCAUUAAUGAAUGUGGUUUAUAAUCCGAAAAUUAUGGUAAACAACAUUUCUGUUUCCAGCAGCUGUGUGAACGAUGAAUAGUAAUAAGGUAAUGAAGCCAGUUGUGGCUAAACAAUAGCAUAUGAGGGUUAGCACCCUGUGGCUUAGUGUGGCUAGUGUGAUUGUCACGCCAGCGAGUGAAAGCCGGGCCAAUGUUUUUUUCCGUAUAUCCUGGUAACCUGCCUUUUUUUCCUCCUCAGACAAAAAGUUUUGUCUCUUGUUGCUCUGCCAUCUUUGCAGAAUUCAUGUGAAAGAGUACGCAUCGACUUCCGUCUUUGUAAGUGGCAAGUCACGUAUGCCGUAAAGCAGUUAGCACAUUAAUGUACUUGGAUUCCAUUGAUGCAUCUGUGAAUCGAUGUCAUUGGCGUCCAUGGACGUCCAAAUUGUUUCCUAUUCAUUUUCAAUGGGUAAAAAAAAUGUCCCCAAAUCAACAGGAAUAGACCAGAUAUUAAUAGGACGUGUCCCACAAUUGUCCCCGAAUCCAUUGACGCUUAUGGAGGGUGUUACCAUUGACGUCUAUGGACGUCCAACUUUUUUCCCAUUCAGUUUCAAUGGAUAAAAAAAAUGUCCCCAAAUCAACAGGAAAUGAUCAGACGUGCACCCAAAUGUCCCCGAAUCCAUUGACACUUAUGGAGGGUGCUGCCAUUGACGCCCAUGGACGUCCAAACUUCCCGUUCAUUACCAAUGGCAUUUAUUCAUGUUUUUUUAUUCUAUUGAUGCUAAUGUACUUGGAUUCCAUUUACGCCUAUGUAAGUCGAUACCAUUGACAUCCAUGGAUGCCCCAAAUUUUUCCCAUUCAUUUUCAAAGGCAAAAAAAAAAAAAAAAAAUUCCCCAGAUCAACAGGAAAUGACCAGAUAUCAAUACGACGUUUCCCACAAAUGUCCCCGAUUCCAUUGACGCUUUAAUGUCCCCAUAUCAACAGGAAGUGACCUGAUAUUGUCCACGAAAUGUCCCCAAGCUAACCUGGACGGGGUUAAGAUCUUAUCACCACAGAGCAAAGACCCAGAGUAAUAUCUCCAGAAAUUGCAGUUUCUAGUUAUUGUAAUGUUACUUACACUUUAGUUAUCGUCUUAAAAUGCAUUAACUAAUGCAUUAACUCAUGUUAAUUAAUAUAUUAAUAAAUGUUACAUAAGGGAUUACAUGAAUUAUUGUCAUGUAACUUAAACAUGAGUUAUUGUCUAAAAAUGCAUUAACUAAUGUUAAUUAAGGGACCCUUAUUGUAAAGUGUGCCGUUCAUUUCCAAUGGCAUUUAAUCAUAUUUUUUCAUUCUAUUGAUGCUAAUGUACUUGGAUUCCAUUGACGCCUAUGUAAGUCGAUACCAUUGACGUCCAUGGACGUCCAAAUUUUUUUCCAUUCAUUUUCAAAGGCAAAAAAAAAGAAAAAAAAAUAUCCCCACAUCAACAGGAAAUGAACAGAUAUCAAUACGACGUGUCGCAUAAAUGUCCCCGAUUCCGUUGACGCUUAUGGAGGAUGCUGCCAUUGACGUCCAUGAACGUCCAAAUUUUUUCCCAUUCAUUUUCAAUGGCAAAAAAAAAAAAAAAAAAUGUCCCCAAAUCAACAGGAAGUGACCUGAUAUUGUCCCCGAAAUGUCCCCACGCCAACCUGGGCGGGGUUAAGAUCUGUAUAUCACCACAGAGCAAAGACCCAGAGUAAUUUCUCCAGAAAUUGCAGUUUCUAGUUAUUGUAAUGUUACUUAAACAUUAGUUGUUGUCUUAAAAUGCAUUAACUAAUGCAUUAACUCAUGUUAAUUAAUAUAUUGAUAAAUGUUAGAUAAGGGAUUACAUGAAUUAUUGUCAUGUUACUUAAACAUGAGUUAUUGUCUAAAAAUGCAUUAAAAGGACCCUUAUUGUAAAGUGUUAUCAAAUAGUUUAUAAAGGUUGAAAAGUUACCUUGUGUUGCUUUAAGGACUAAAUAUAUUCAAGAAGCAAUCUUGGCUCAUUGCAACAAAACAGAGGUUUCGGAGUAUAAUUCUCAAGUGUCUAGAGCUAAACCACAGGCCAACAUCAGCAUGGGUGUUUUUUUUAUGGUGUCAUUGCUUCUUCAAAAGUGAUAAUGACAAAUUUGCUUGACUAAUGAGACAAAAAUUCAUAUUGUAUUGUAUCGUAUUGUAUUCUAUGCCAGUUUACAAUGAAUUACCAUGCCAGAAAAUAUAUUUGGUUAAAUGUCAUGUAUAAAACAUUAGUCAUUUAAAAAAAAAAAUACAAAAUACAAGUGAAACACAUACUUAGUAUGUUGUUUAAUUUGCUGAGUGAUGUUUUGCUAAGAACUGAAAUGCCACAAAAUCAAUCUUGAUUUAAAAAGGGGGAAAAGGUAUUUUGUGGCAGGCCUAAGGUAUUGCAGCUGAACACUGUUGGGAUUUUUUACACUUCUGCAUGAAUUGGUUUUAUAACGUAGUCUGAUCCUCAUUGUACAGUAGUUGCAGAUCAGAUGUGUACAAAGAUGAAGAUACAUUACAAAACUACCAUCUUGUAUUGAUUAAAGCCUAUUUCUCUAACAGAUUAAUGAAGCCAUAUUUACUCUGACCAUUUUUAAAAAAUGGAAAAAAAAAUUUUUUUUUUGUUUUUUUUGUUGCAAACAUGGUCAGAUACAUCCCGGUAGGGGGCGCUCCAGCUGGUGAUAGAAAUAUUUGCCCCGGUAAAAGACAAAAUGAAGACCUGCAAGUGUUUGAAAAGGCCUGCAGUCCUGGACAUCACAUUGGCGACUGGAGUUUACUUUUACACUCCAUUCUAAACUGACUGAUUUCACUAUGAAAAUAAAACUGUUCAAAACCUGGUUCAAACUUUUAAUUUGGACUGUAUGUUGACAUAAAAUUCUU
Messenger RNA from Corythoichthys intestinalis (scribbled pipefish), 10441 nucleotides. RefSeq names its product teleost multiple tissue opsin 2b (gene tmtops2b). Gene Ontology annotation, biological process: cellular response to light stimulus; phototransduction; visual perception. Gene Ontology annotation, cellular component: photoreceptor outer segment; plasma membrane. Gene Ontology annotation, molecular function: G protein-coupled photoreceptor activity. Bases 473 to 1618 code for a protein of 381 amino acids. The record is from RefSeq and is a predicted model, not a curated record. The transcript has 4 exons. NCBI's taxonomy places the organism in Eukaryota, Metazoa, Chordata, Actinopteri, Syngnathiformes, Syngnathidae.